AGCAGAACCCGGAUGUGCCGGUGGUCAGCUGUUUGUUAAGAAUGACUAAUAAUGAAGAAAAUAUCAGCAUGGAGCAAGAUCCUGAUGAUCGCUUGCCGUUCAAUAGUUGUCAGCUGCUGGAUUUGCCCUGGGAGGAUGUUUUAGUUACACACGUCAUCUGCUACCUGCCGCUGCGUCACCUGGUCAGCCUGCAGCGCGUCAGCAAGAGUUUUCGCUCACUCGUUCAGGUGUACUUGGCCAACUGCCGCACAUUCGACCCUGCACAGACCGGACCUCACAUUCCCAAAGAAGCGUUCUGCUCCAUGCUUCACAACAAUCAAGUUCUCCAUCACCUCUGCAUCCACAACUGCUCUGAUUGGAUCACAGACAAAGAGCUGUUGCCUGUGAUUGGUCAGAACCAGCACCUGCUGCGCGUGGACAUGCGGAGCUGCGUUCACUUGAGCCGUCACUCUCUGGUAGCCGUGUCUCUCAGCUGUCUUCGUCUGCAACACCUGAAUCUCGCUCACUGCGAGUGGGUGGACGUCCUGGCGCUCCGGAGCCUGGCGGAUCACUUCGACCUGCGCUCGCUGGACCUGACCGCCUGCAGACAGCUGAAGGACGACGCCGUGUGUUACGUGGCCGGGAAGUGCCCGGCGCUUCGUUCGCUCUCGGUGGCCGUUAAUGCGAAUAUAACAGACAUAUCCGUGGAGGAAGUGGCCAAACGCUGCAGAGAUCUGGAGAUGCUGGACCUCACUGGCUGCUUACGAGUACGAAAUGAAUCUAUAAGGACGCUGGCAGAGUACUGUCCCAAACUUAAAAGUCUUAAAGUCAACCACUGUCACAACGUAACAGAGUCCAGUCUUGGUGUCCUGCGCCGACAUGAUGUGGAUAUUGAUGUGGAACCUCCGCUGCAGAGAGCGCUAGUGCUGCUGCAAGAUGUCGUAGGAUUCGCUCCGUUUAUUAACCUGCAGAUUUAACAACAAGUGAGUUACUUGUUUAGAACUAACAUCAACACAAACUCAAAUCUCAACUUGUGUCAUUUCACAAUUUGUGUUUCUAGUGUAUUGUGUGUAUGGUACAAUAUUGCAGAUGAAUGUCAAAUAAUUUGCUUUUCAGAUGACGUUCCCUAAACAAUAAGCCUAUAGCCAAACUAUGAAAUUUUAAAUCAAAAUAUGUGUCAAUUUCAGAUGAGCAUUCGAGAGGAUUUUAUACAAUUUAUUGAAUGCCGUCAAUGGAAAUUUGUGUGCAUGUCUUGAUUGAAUGUUUGUUAUGUUUUGUAGGAAUUUUCUCUGAAAAACCGAAACGCACAUUUUUACACAGAUGCAAUCUCACUGGACAUGAAAUCGACAAGCGCUUGUGUGAUUAGGUGUAUUUUAGCAGUCAGGCUGUAUUAGAUCUGAUCCCAAACUUUAUUUAUGAAAUUCUCCAGGAAUACGGAGGAACAUUUGGGAAAUCCAUCUUAUUUAUUGAUGCAGCUUUCCUUGUUUUUAUGCAGAUACCAAAUGCUGUAUAAUUUUGCACUCGUGAAAUACUGAAAUACUUGCACUUUUUCAAAACAUCUUUUGGACCGCCAGCAUCCCCCAGCAUUAUUAAACCACAGGAUUUCCUUUCUGUUUAAUAUCACUUAUGAAAAAAAUAGAAAGGCAGCACUUUCAAGAAUGAAUCCUGGAACAAUCGAGUUAUGUUUUACAGAAUGCACACAGUGUUGUUUUUAGUUCCAUUUAUUUCAUAAUGGAAAGAAUAACAUUUCCAAAACAAUUCAGACUUUUAUUACAUUUGAUUUAUAGACACGAAUGGAAAGCAAUUAUGACAACUUCAGUUUGAUAUUUCAGACUACUAAAAUUCACUCUUGUGUUUGUGUGGAAAAUAUAACAUUGUUUUUAUUACACAUGAGGAUGGAAUUUGCAUGUUUAAAUAGGACAAAUCAUACAAAUUAUACUUGUAUAUUUGAUCCUCUAACACACACACACAGAAAUGUUAACUGUCAAACUCUAUUUUUUUCUGCUGGUUUUGCUCCACAUGUCGUGUUGGUUUUAUUUCAUUAUGAUCAAAAAUGAAUAUGAUUCUUCAUAAACUGAGGCGAGUUCAGUUUUUAAGGUUUAUCAGUGCGCUUAUUUCAAAUGCUGGGGGUCUUUUUAGGACCACUAUAUUAUACAAUGUUGUUUUAUUCUGAGUAUUUCAAUAACUAUAAAGACAGCAGGGCAGUUGUUUUGUUUUCAUUUGUAUUUUUUAUUUUGGGCAAAAUUUCUCGUUUUACAGUGUCACAAGUAUUAUUUGCACAUGCGCUUUGCUUUAAUGUUUACUGCUUUUGUAUAGUUGUGUAAGCACUUGUUGCAAACGGCCGAUUGUAAAUUAUUAAGUGCAUAAUUAAUGCAAAGUGCAGAUAAAGUAUAAAGUUUUAUGUAAAACGACAAAUGUUUGUUAUUUCUUGUGGGUGACAUGACAUUUAAACAUGGAGAUUUGACUGACACUAAUUUACCACCAGAGUGCACUGUAGCAUAUGAUGUCAACAAAAGAAGUUUGUCACUUGAUGUAAACACAAAGAAAUCUUACUUAUGAUCCAUGACAUGACAUGUUUGUGUCACAGCAUAAGUGUUGAAUGCUCCACAUUAACAAAGGAAAGGUGGCGCCCAAAUGACCAGAAUUUCAGAAG
Triplophysa dalaica is the source of this 2632-nucleotide messenger RNA. RefSeq names its product F-box and leucine-rich repeat protein 15 (gene fbxl15). The record is from RefSeq and is a predicted model, not a curated record. Lineage: Eukaryota; Metazoa; Chordata; Actinopteri; Cypriniformes; Nemacheilidae. Gene Ontology annotation, molecular function: protein binding. Gene Ontology annotation, biological process: SCF-dependent proteasomal ubiquitin-dependent protein catabolic process. Gene Ontology annotation, cellular component: SCF ubiquitin ligase complex.